This is a messenger RNA of Pocillopora meandrina, 1470 nucleotides long. The record is from the annotation of a GenBank genome assembly. Lineage: Eukaryota; Metazoa; Cnidaria; Anthozoa; Scleractinia; Pocilloporidae.
AUGGCCAGAGAUGUGCAGCAGGAAAAUAUUUAUGAACGAAAGACUAAGGUAAUCAAGAAAGAGGGGAGGUGGGGACGGUACUACAUAUCGUUCAGUUUACUGAUCUUUCACGAUCAUUGUUGUGGUAGAGCCGAUAUACUCCUGAUUUCGAUUACAAAAUCCUUGGAUGGGACCAUAAUGAAAACAGCCAUUUGUAUACGAUUAUAAUUUUAAAUAUCACUGUCUUUGACCGGUCGCCUCCUAUAAUUUUUUAGCUGUUUCAAAAAAGUGAUAUUCUAAAUCUUUAGGGCCGUCUUCCAGUGAAGUGGACAGCUUAUGAGGCCUUGAUGUAUGGUAAAUAUACCACCAAAAGUGAUGUGUAAGUAUACCCGAUUAUUACCCGUAGCAAUUUUCCAACAAGUUUUACCAAUAGAAUAAGAGGGAGGGUAAGUUUUGGGCUCGGUAAAGAAAUAGAGAAAGAUGUUUUUCAUCCUCUCACGAGCGUUGGACAAUGAAAAUAUCUUCGCUCCCCAUGAGGAAUCGAACCUCAGACCAUCGGAUUCCGCGCUCCGAUGCUGAUACCACUGUGAGUUAGAUCUAUUACUUAGUUCAUAUGACACGCGUCCUGCAUACUGCAAGGAUCAGCAAUGUCGAUAGAGUCAUGUUUGUAAAUAAAAACAAGAGAGAGAAUCGGAGCGCGAGUUCCGAGGUUCAAUUCCUCGUGGGGACUCAAAAUUUUUCCUUCGUCCCACAAUCGUGACAAGACGAAAAACAUCUUUCUCGAAGUUUUAUCAGUUUUAAUCAGGAAAUGAAUUCUAUGCUUUGUAAAAGAAUACAUAUAUUUUAGUUGUCGUAUAAAAUGUUAAUGUCUUCAGUCACCCAAUAUAUAUUUGUUUGAUUUGUCUUUCUGCAGAUGGAGUUUUGCUGUACGAGAUUUUUACCAUAGGUAACAUCGAAUGGAGAUUUAUAAGACCCUGUAGAUGUUUUUUGCUAUAUACCAUGUUCAAUUAAGCAAUGUAACGUGUUCAGUUAGACAAACGAAAUGAGCUUCAAACUACAUCAAAUGACAUGGGUGGUGUUUCAGUGAAGGUCGUUUUUUUCGUCACAUUUAUAUUUCGAUGGUCUUCUGGUUCUUCCAGGUGGUUCACCUUACCCACGAAUGGAUGGCAGAAAAAUUGCAAAAUUACUUCAGGAUGGAUACAGGAUGCCUAAACCACAACACGUCGAUGAAGAAUUGUAAGUGCUUUUUCAAUUCGUUCUCUCUUACCCUACAAGGAAACGUUCACUUCGCGUUCUCUAAAAGAUCAUUUGAACAAUACCAGGUAUCAGAUUAUGAUGAAAUGCUGGAAGAAUGACCCAGAUGCAAGACCAACUUUUACUAAAUUGAAAAAUCAGCUUAAGGACAUGGAAACCCUACACAAGGUGAGAAUUUUGAUCAACAUGAAAGUUUCUUUUCACGUUAGACCGACUGGCUUAGGCUCAGCUAAAUAG